AUGGCUAUGGGUCCGCAGCUCGUCGCCGACGUCCUGACCGACUUCGACGACCUCGCCACGUCGGGACGACAUACAGAGCGUCGCCGGCGGAGCAGCCGGUCGUCAGGGCGAUCCUCCGCCACAUGUGGUCGGAGGCCCGGCGGCAGUGGAACGAGCUCUCCGCCCCGGCCCCGGCCCCGUCGACGGCCGCACCGCCACCGGCCCUUGCCGACGAUGGUCGGCGAGAAGCCGCCGCGGACCUUCCCGGAGUGGACCGACCUCGUCGCCCGCUACAACGCCGUCCAGCUCGGGGGUGAGCCCCGAGGCUGGGAGCACACCAAGUCCAAGCUCUACACGCCGCUCGGCCUCGGCGAGAUCCUGGCGUCCCGGACUUGGUCCUCCCUCGGCGUCGUCAACCCCCUCGCCGGCCGUCGCAGCACCGCCGGGGCACAGAACAUCAAGUUCGUGGACGGCGGCCUGGCGGUGGAGGAGAACCAGCCGUUCGUCCCGAGGGGCAUAUGGGCCGUCGUCGACGGCCUGGACGCCAUCCGCUGGGCGUGGGUCCUGACCGGCGUGGGGACGGAGGCCGGCGUCAUUAGGUACGUCGAUUGGUGGACGACCAAAGCCCGGCUCCACUCGAGCAAGCUCGAGGCCGUCGUCGCCUAUUGGGACGCCACGGCGCACCAGCUCGCCAUGUCCAUGCGCCUCGCCCGGACCUUCGAGGAGGUGACCUCGGCGAUCAUGGCGGACCAGGCGGCGUUCAAUGAGGCGCUCCAGUCGGCCGUCAAGCCCGGCCCGCCGAAGAGACCGACGGGAGGCCCACCCAACCACCCGACGGAGGACGACCACACCGCCGACACCCCCAAGGGGAAGGGGAAGGGCCGAGGUCGCCAGCCCCGUCGCCGCCCUGGGAAGCAGCGCCGCCAGGAGCAGGACUGGGAGGACGACGGCGCCAACAGGGACUGGGGUCGUGAUCACCACGACGACCGACGCCAGCCCCAGAACCGCUGGAAGCAGACCGGUCGCGACGAGGGUCGCGACCAGGGCUGGCGCCAGUCCUGGGGCCGCGGCCGUCAGGACCAGUGGGACCAGGACGACCGUCGCGGUGGGAAGGACCGCCGUGACGAAGGCCGUCGGGAGGUACCCGGCAGCCAAUGUGCUAGUACCGUCGUCCGACCGGCACUCAAGCGCACCCGGCGGGCGCCCAAAAUCAUCCUGCUCUCUUUCUUCGACGGGAUCGGUGCGGCCCCGGCGCUGGUGGAAAAUCUAUUCGGCCAACCGACCCUGGCGCUGGCGUGGGAGAUUGACGCCACUUGCCGACGGCUGGCGUCGGUGAGGCUGCCGUGGCUGGUCCACAGAGGCGACGUCACAUCGGAGUCGCCCGGCUCCGUCGUGGCGGCCGUCAGGAAGGCCGACCCGACCGGCGAGUGCACCGUGGUUGUCACCGGCUCCGGUGGGCAAGACUUUUCGCGAAUCGGCCCGGCGACCGGCCACGCGGGCGAGAGGGGGAGCCUCUUCCUCCUCACCGUCGACAUGUUCAACCAGAUCAUCGCCGACCUCUCCGACCGGCGGGUGGCGUUCCUCUUCGAGAACGUCGUGAUGGAGCCCGCCGACGCCGCCAAGAUCAGCGACGCCCUCGGCGUGCAGCCGGUCCUGGUCUGCGGGUCGGACUUCGGCUGGAUUUCCCGGCCCCGACUAUGGUGGAUGUCGGCGGACCUCACCGGCGCCCUGGUGGAUCCGGCGUCGGGCCGACCGCUUCAGUGGUCGAAGCAGGGCUCGUACCGCCGCCUCCGGCUCGAGGCCCCGAGACAGCCGGCGGACGAGCUCACCGAGGCCGGCCUCUCCUUCCACCAGUCCGUCGAGUCCGGCAGGUUGCGCCUCCCGUGCUCCACGACACCGGCUGAGGACGCCGGCUUUGUGUCUUUCGGGGUAUCCAUCCCGCGGGCUUGGCCCGCGGGCUCCUCUAAUGACCUCUUCGUGGCGAAGCUUUGUGUCUUUCGGGGUAUCCAUCCGCCGGGCUUGGCGGGUGCCUACCCGCGUGCUGUUGUAGCGACCUCUUCGUGGCGAAGCUUUGUGUCUUUCGGGGUAUCCAUCCCCCGGACUUGGCGGGUGCCUACCCGCGUGCUCCUCUAA
Molecule: messenger RNA, 2112 nt
Organism: Symbiodinium sp. CCMP2592
Lineage: Eukaryota; Dinophyceae; Suessiales; Symbiodiniaceae
Source: the annotation of a GenBank genome assembly